AUGUUUGGAUUGGGAAAGCUUUUAUACUUUUUACUCUUGUCGGUGAAUGGUAUCGCUGUUCUCAGCGAGGACAGAUUUUUGAAUCGAAUAGGUUGGGGGGCGACUUCAAAUAAUAAUGCACAAUAUCAACAAUUCACGCCUGCAGUGGACUCAGGAGAGGGUCAGUCCAUCAAGGGUAACUUGAUCAAUUUAAUAAGCGCCGUAAGAACAUUGCUAAGAUGGCCUUUGAUUUUGGUUAAUAUAUUAAUAAUAAUCUAUGAAUUGAUUUUAGGUUAA
Messenger RNA from Priceomyces carsonii, 276 nucleotides. RefSeq lists its product as uncharacterized. Bases 1 to 276 code for a protein of 91 amino acids. Gene Ontology annotation, cellular component: COPII-coated ER to Golgi transport vesicle; endoplasmic reticulum membrane; Golgi membrane. The transcript has a single exon. NCBI's taxonomy places the organism in Eukaryota, Fungi, Ascomycota, Pichiomycetes, Serinales, Debaryomycetaceae. The record is from RefSeq and is a predicted model, not a curated record. Gene Ontology annotation, biological process: endoplasmic reticulum to Golgi vesicle-mediated transport.